AUGAAGACAGCCAUCGUCUACCGUGGAUCCAGCGCUUGCGACAAUUGCUCCGAGAGUGUCGGCAGACUCCUCAUGAAUUCCCCUUACCACUUCAACGUUACGUAUGCUGGACCGGACGAAGAAGUGGACCUCAGCCCCUCACUUCUCUCUAAAGCCGAUCUCUACGCAUAUCCUGGUGGACCAGAUCUCGACGAAGCUUGGGAUGAGCUCAAAACGCAUGCGAAGACGAUCAGAGAAUUUGUCAACGGCGGCGGUCGGUAUAUGGGCUUCUGCCUGGGGGCCUAUCUUGCUGGAAAGUCGGCACUCGAUCUUAUGCCCAGCGGCAUCGACGUCGGAUCCGAAAUACUGCAAGACAAAGCACAGGUUGACGACGACCGAGAUACCACGAUUCAAGUCGAUUGGAAGUUCAAUGCUAGCACUGGCAGCCCGACAUUGGAGAAGUCCAGAUGGGCGUACUUCCAAGAAGGCGCAACGAUGCUAGGCUUCAACGACUCUGACCGUGGAAUUGUUGCUAGAUACUCUGCCAAUCAGAACGUCGCUGCCUCAGUCACGCCAUACGGUAAAGGCUUUGUUGGUCUUGUUGGGCCCCAUCCGGAGGCCUAUGAGUUGUGGUAUAAGGACGCCGAGAUUAAAAACCCUGAGGGGAUUCGAACGGAUAUCGGAUACGACUUUGUGAAAUCCACUAUUGACGGCAUCCCAGCUAGCAGCAACAUACCAGGUAAUAGUUGUUCUUAA
Messenger RNA from Alternaria conjuncta, 735 nucleotides. RefSeq lists its product as uncharacterized. The record is from RefSeq and is a predicted model, not a curated record. NCBI's taxonomy places the organism in Eukaryota, Fungi, Ascomycota, Dothideomycetes, Pleosporales, Pleosporaceae. The transcript has 3 exons. Bases 1 to 735 code for a protein of 244 amino acids.